GGCGGGAGGUCAGCAGCACAGCAUGAGACUUCCUGGAGUCACAACGUCCGCUGAAAGUCACUCACUCUACCGGUCGCCGUUCACACACAGCAGCAGGGCCGGGCUCCGUGUACUGCAGGUUAGUGCAUCCGUCCAUCUUGCAAGUCCCGGACGUCACUCCGGUCCCAAGCAUCACAAUUUCUGGAAAGAAGGGGAUCGCACCAGAGGACCGGAGUAGGACAUCGGGGGCACCACUAGAACGCUGGAGCCCACUGUCUUCAACGCAACUCAGCCCUACCUGGGGAUGGGAUAUGAGGUUGGAAUAUGUAGACAGGAUAAAAGGACGAGAUACGAGGACGGAAUAUGAGGUUGGAUACGAGGGAACAGACUGAAGAGUACCCAAAUGACAUGAUGGAUGAAGAUACUGCACAUGGGAGUAAAGAUUGUGCCCAUGAGAACCUUGUCAGACCUCCAGGACAUCAGCCGUGUACUAAUGCACUUGAUAGCUCCCCCCUGCAUGACUCCAACCAGGACACUGACUCUCAGGAACAGUCAUCAGAACAUACUGAAAGAGAAAUUUCCAGCCUCACUCAGGAAAAUGUAUUUGGAGAUUUAGACAGUGUAGAUGAGACAUUAUCAGAUGAUGACGGAGGUUUUCGAGGUCUGUCUGCCCUUCCUGUGGAGAACAGCGCUGUCCGGAGAGCCCUGUGUGCACGCUGCAGUCGUCCUGAGAAGGUGUGCCUGUGUCCUUUCCUGCCGGCUCAUCCCCUCAGUGUUUCCACAUGUUUAUACAUUGUUCAGCAUCCAGCAGAGGAGAGUAGAGUCCUUCGGACAGUCCCCCUUUUGGCAGCUUGUCUACCUGAAGACAAGUGUAAGGUCUUAAUUGGUCGGCGUUUUGGAGAAGAAAGAUAUCCAGAACUAGCAGCCAUUUGCAGGAAACCUGGUACUUUUCUCCUUUAUCCUGGAGCUGAGGCAGCUAAUUUGGAAGAGCUGUCCCUAGAAGACAAUCAUCACCCACACUCCCUCAUCAUAAUAGAUGGCACAUGGAGUCAGGCCAAAGACAUAUUCUACAAAAAUUCUCUUUUUCGGCUGCCAAAGCAGGUGCAGUUGAAAACCACUAUUUCAAGCCAAUAUGUCAUUCGAACACAGCCAACUAACACUUGUCUUUCUACCUUGGAAUGUGCUGCAAUUGGACUUUCAAUAAUGGAAAAAGAUACAGAAAUUCAGCAGACCAUCCUCCGCCCUCUUCAGGCACUGUGCACUUUCCAGCUACAGCAUGGUGCUCAGAUUCAUCACAGCAAGGAACAACUGCUUAAAAAUGGCCAGUAUAAGAAACCCAUGCCAAAGAAUAAACGCAAGAUCAAGAAGAUGGAGCUUCUAGUUAACAAUGUUAAAAUUUAAUCAUUUUCUAUUCACUGCAUAAAAUAUGACAAACAUUUUCUUUGGUUUUUAAGCUCAUCCAACAUUCCCUUUAAUAGUCACCUGGGACUGGUCCUUGUCAAGUGACUUAUGAAGUCCUGGCUUUUCUUUGAUGGAUGUUUUUAUUGUAUAUCACUGAUCAUAACUUUUACUUUUUAAAAAUAAAAUUUUGUAAACUAUUUUGCAGUUCAGUAAA
Molecule: messenger RNA, 1594 nt
Organism: Hyla sarda
Lineage: Eukaryota; Metazoa; Chordata; Amphibia; Anura; Hylidae
Gene: DTWD2
Product: DTW domain containing 2
Exons: 10
Coding region: 343-1380 (345 amino acids)
Source: RefSeq, a predicted model, not a curated record